AUGCUGAGCCUGGCCGCUGCCCAGACGGCCCCACCGCCUCGCCGCCCCAGCGGACGCCCGGCCGAGCGAAGAGUGCCCCGCGAUGGUCGCCGACCGCGGCUGCACCGGCGGAGUUGGGCGGCCGCGACGGCUGCGGUGUUGGGCUUGAGCUCCAAAAGUUGCAGGGCCAAGAAAGUCGUGAAGAUCCACAGCGUGGAUGAGCGCGAAGUGGAAGUUCCCAAAGCGAACCCGGAGAGUCUGAUGGCUCACUCCUUGGAGAAGUUCUCCUAUCCUGCACGAUGGCCGUACACCGAGCAGGACUUCUUCCGCUUGGACCGCUCCGAUGAUGCGGAGUUCUACGCCGAGCCGAGAUUUGUGAAGCACUUGGACGAGAAUACCUUGAAGGCCUUGACGGACUUCUACUCGGUGGUCUUCCCUGAUAGACCCUUCACAGCGCUGGACAUUUGCUCCUCUUGGAUCUCUCACUAUCCACAGCAGCCGAAGCCGACCAGGCUGGCGAUCACCGGAAUGAAUGCAGAGGAGUUGAAAAGCAACGUCUCGGCCUCUGAUUGGACGGUCCAGGAUUUGAACCUGGACCCCCGGCUGCCUUACAAAGAUGCAGAGUUCGAUGUGGUCACCAACGUGGUCUCGGUGGACUAUCUGACGAAGCCGUUGCAGGUCUUUCAGGAGGUUGGACGAGUGCUUCGACCAGGAGGGCUGGCCAUCGUGGCCUUCUCCAACCGGUGCUUCCUCUCCAAGCUGGUCUCCAUCUGGAGCGUGGGCGAUCCUGACGACCGUGCGGAGGUGGCAGCAAACUACUUUCAUUUUGCUGGAGGGUUCAAGGAUGCCGAGGCAGUGGAGCUUCUGCUGCAGAUCUUUUCUUCGAUCUCUCGCCGCGGAGUGGCGAUCCGCUCUUCGUGGUUUCGGCGGUGA
This is a messenger RNA of Durusdinium trenchii, 912 nucleotides long. The record is from the annotation of a GenBank genome assembly. NCBI's taxonomy places the organism in Eukaryota, Dinophyceae, Suessiales, Symbiodiniaceae.